CCGAAGCUGUAAUUUCGACACCACCUUACCCACCACUUGUCCAUCAACAUUCCAAUAUUCGACCGUAGAGCUAUCGCAGCAUGGCCCAAGUGCGCAAGUACGCCGCUCUGCCCGACUUGGACGAAUCGCCAGACACAUACGAGACACCAGAUCUGACAGACGACGCAUCCACACUACCGACAUCAACGGCAUGGUCAGAAACCUCGGAUACGGAAGCAAACCCCAGCAUCAGCCGAAGUAAAUUACACCCAAACGAAGCACGAUCACAAUUCCAAUCAUCGCGGGUCGAUGCGAGGGAAACCGACUUCUCAGACCGUGUGAGCAGUAAGAGAAGGGCAUAUGUUGUCAGCAACAGGGAGCAAGAUGAUGGCGAGGACUACGACAGCGAGGACGAGAAUGAGAGUCUGCAAAGAAAGCUGGCGAGGCUAAACAGGGAGGUGCAGGAGGUUCAGAAUGAAUUGGACAAGAGGAAAAGCGAGGCAAAUGGCACAGAGGCACACACCGAGGAUGAAGACGUGGCCGCACAACUGGCUCAAUUGAGCACGGCACUGGAUGGUAUGCGCCAAUCGCAAUCAGCACAGUCGCGUCUGAGCAGACAACUGGCAUCAACAACACCCUCAAAAGCAGAUGCCGUCGCGGUACCAGAAUCGACACGUAUCGAGGAAGCGAUAAGCCAGACAGCCGAUACACAAGCCCUAAACAAGGUGGCCGAUUUCGACGCUCGUCUCGCAAUCCUCGAACGACAACUCGGCAUCACAUCUCUCGACGCACCUGAAGCCUCCACCGCCACCUCUUUUUCUCCCAUCAUCCCCACUCUUUCGCUACUAGACCGCCAACUAGCCCUCCUCACCUCUUCAACCUCACAAACUCACAUCGACACCUUGGCCCAAAAACUCCAACAACAACAAACGCCAAAACCCUCCGGCACCACCGAUGGCCUACACGAACUACACACUCCCGAAGACAUGGCAAAAUUGCGCGCUCUCUACGCUCUAUUGCCUACUUUGACAUCACUCAGCCCGACUGUACCACCACUACUCACCCGUCUUCGAUCUUUACGCACGUUACACGCCAAUGCCGUAACAGCGAGUCAAACACUAGACGAAGUAGAGCGAAAACAAGACGAAGCAGACAAGGAAAUCCGCGAAUGGCGGGACGGUCUCAAGAAAGUGGAAGAAGCAGUCGCGAAAGCGGAAAGCGGUAUGCUCGAAAACAGUGCUGCCGUAGAGACCUGGGUCAAAGAGUUGGAAGAGAGGGUCAAGAAGCUUGCUUGAAUUGGACGUCCUUUAAUACCCAUACAUUCGGAAUUU
Molecule: messenger RNA, 1310 nt
Organism: Aureobasidium pullulans EXF-150
Lineage: Eukaryota; Fungi; Ascomycota; Dothideomycetes; Dothideales; Saccotheciaceae
Exons: 2
Coding region: 81-1274 (397 amino acids)
Biological process (GO): mitotic spindle organization
Cellular component (GO): dynactin complex; cytoplasm
Source: RefSeq, a predicted model, not a curated record